AUGAACAUUAAAUCUCUUUAAUAAUAAACACUAAAAAAAUACAAGAAGGAAUAUUAUUUAUAGAUUUAAAUUUAUUUUAGCAAUAAAAAAAUAGCUUUCAAGAAAUAUUAUGUUAACCUAGUGAGAGCAUUAAUGAAGUUUAAUUAAUUUAAUUUUGUUUAGAUGACGAGAGGCAAAAAAGUUAAGGAGAUAAUAAAUAAUCAGAAAUAGAAAGUUAAUAAUUAACCCUCAUCAUAAGUACCAAAUACAAAUAGUUUUAACAAUCCAAACGAUUAAUCGUAAUUUGAAAAAAAUUAAAAUAAGUUUGAUCCACCAAAUAAUGAAACUUAACAAAAAGAUGAUUAAUUUGAAAUUAAUAAUAAAAAGGAAAUUACAGAUGUGAUCAAUACAAAUGAUUUGGAACUUCCUUUAGAUGGAACUAAAGUAAAAAACUACAAUUAAUAGACUGAAGUACUUAAUACUGGUACUUUAAAUGGUCCCUUGGAUGAAACUUAAAUCAAUACCUAAAACUAAGACAAUUCAGUAAUUAAUACAAAUAAUAUCAAACCUCCUUUAGAUGGAACUUAAAUGAAUAUCUAAAAAUAAGAUAAUUCAGUAAUUAACACAUAGAAUAUCAAGCCUCCUUUAGAUAGAACUUAAAUCAAUAACUAAAAUUAAGACAAUUCAGUAGUUAAUACAAAGAAUAUCAAACCUCCUUAUGAUGGAAAUUAAAUGAAUAUAUAAAAUUAAGAUAAUUAAGUAAUUAAAUACAAAUAAUAUCAAACCUCCUUUAGAUAGAACUUAAAUCAAUAACUAAAAUUAAGACAAUUCAGUAGUUAAUACAAAGAAUAUCAAACCUCCUUUAGAUGGAACUUAAAUGAAUAUCUAAAAUUAAGAUAAUUCAAUAGAACUUAAAUCAAUAACUAAAAUUAAAGACAAUUCAGUAGUUAUAAUACAAAGAAUAUCAAACCUCCUUUAGAUGGAACUUAAAUGAAUAACUAAAAUUAAGAUAAUUCAGUAAUUAACACAAAGAAUAUCAAGCCUCCUUUAGAUAGAACUUAAAUCAAUAACUAAAAUUAAGACAAUUCAGUAGUUAAUACGAAGAAUAUCAAACCUCCGUUAGAUGGAACUUAAAUGAAUAACUAAAAUUAAGAUAAUUCAGUAAUUAACACAAAGAAUAUCAAACCUCCUUUAGAUAGAACUUAAAUCAAUAACUAAAAUUAAGACAAUUCAGUAGUUAAUACGAAGAAUAUCAAACCUCCGUUAGAUGGAACUUAAAUGAAUAACUAAAAUUAAGAUAAUUCAGUAAUUAACACAAAGAAUAUCAAGCCUCCUUUAGAUAGAACUUAAAUCAAUAACUAAAAUUAAGAUAAUUCAGUAGUUAAUACAAAGAAUAUCAAACCUCCGUUAGAUGGAACUUAAAUGAAUAACUAAAAUUAAGAUAAUUCAGUAAUUAACACAAAGAAUAUCAAGCCUCCUUUAGAUAGAACUUAAAUCAAUAAAUAAAAGAUUAAGAUAAUCCAGUAAUUAAUACAAAUGACUUUAAUUGUGCUUCGGAUAGCCCUUAAUUGAAUAAUUUUCAAUUUCAUUCAAAAGGAUAAUAUCUUAAAUAAAGUAAUUAAGUUGAAUCGAAACCCACCCAUAAAAAUUAAUCUAAAAAUAACUAAUUUUAAUAAACAUAAU
Paramecium tetraurelia is the source of this 1662-nucleotide messenger RNA. RefSeq lists its product as uncharacterized. The transcript is spliced from 3 exons. The record is from RefSeq and is a predicted model, not a curated record. NCBI's taxonomy places the organism in Eukaryota, Ciliophora, Oligohymenophorea, Peniculida, Parameciidae.